Dentiscutata erythropus is the source of this 861-nucleotide messenger RNA. The record is from the annotation of a GenBank genome assembly. Lineage: Eukaryota; Fungi; Glomeromycota; Glomeromycetes; Diversisporales; Gigasporaceae.
AUGCAUAUAACAUAUGAUUUUGAUUACAAAACUCGACAUGUUGUUGAUAAAAGCGUAGAAAAACAGAUUAGUGAUAAAAAAUCAUUUCAAGAGGCAAGGCAAAGUGCCCUAGAAAGUUGUGAAAAAUUACGCAGGCAACUAGAAAGUGAACAAAAGAAGAUAGCUGAAAUUAAUAUUUGCUUUGCGAAAUUUUUAAGACAAAGUGCGAUAGCCACAUUUAAUGAUUCAUAUGCUGAUUACUUAGAUCAUUUCAUACGUGAAGAAAAAAUCAAGAAAGCUGCAGAUCCUCUUAAUUAUAAUGAUGCAAUUUUUGAAGGACUUGAAAAGACGAAAAGAGAAUAUCUGGAAAAGAUAAAAAUUAUAAAAGAAGCAAUCGCAACUAAUGACCCUUCUGAAUAUGUAAUUACUCCAGAAGAUAUAAAGAAAUAUGAAAACGACUUGUAUAAUUUGAAAAUCAAUGGUGUAUCCUUGAAAAAAAUGAAAUAUGUAGCAGAACGUAGUCAAGCCCGUGCAUUUAGACAAUAUCAAUCUAAGACUUAUGGUCAUAGAAAUGCACACAAAUCAGUAUCUAAACUUUUUACCCGAAUAUUUAACGCACUUAAAUUGAAAGAUGAUAACUAUGCCAAAUCGGUUUAUAAUAAUAAUUAUGACGUUGUGAAGUAUUCACAAAAUGAUGACAAUUACGUUGAUAGUAGUGAUAUUUAUUAUGAUUGUGAUGACAACUCGAAUUAUUCUGAUAAUUAUGCUCUUGUUAAGCUUUCACAAGAUGAUUACGAUAAUUACAGAAAUCGCUAUUUUAAUCAUUAUACUAAUUCGAAUUAUACUGAUAAUUAUACAAUUGUGAAGGUUUUUAAUGAUUAA